This is a messenger RNA of Fonsecaea pedrosoi CBS 271.37, 2145 nucleotides long. RefSeq lists its product as uncharacterized. Gene Ontology annotation, molecular function: DNA-binding transcription factor activity, RNA polymerase II-specific; zinc ion binding; RNA polymerase II cis-regulatory region sequence-specific DNA binding. Gene Ontology annotation, cellular component: nucleus. The transcript is spliced from 5 exons. NCBI's taxonomy places the organism in Eukaryota, Fungi, Ascomycota, Eurotiomycetes, Chaetothyriales, Herpotrichiellaceae. Bases 1 to 2145 code for a protein of 714 amino acids. Gene Ontology annotation, biological process: DNA-templated transcription; positive regulation of transcription from RNA polymerase II promoter by galactose. The record is from RefSeq and is a predicted model, not a curated record.
AUGUCAUCCAAAAGACCCAACGACAACAGUGUCGAACUUGCCCCGAAAACAAAGAGGUCUCGCUAUGUCUCCAACGCAUGUAACGAAUGUAAACGGCGAAAGGUCAAGUGCACAGGCGAUGAGCCCUGCGAGCGAUGCCUCAAUAGUAUGACUAUUUGCAGCUAUCCGCGAACGCUAGCCCGAGGAGACGAUAACGGGAGUACUAGCCUGGCCAAUAUGGACAUGCAGAUCCGAACGAUUAUGGCAAAGGUCGACAGUCUCCAUCAGAAGAUGAACAGUCUCUCGGGUGGAGAGACUACGGACGAGACGUCUUCGAACAGCGUGCUCCCGAGAGGCGGAUCGCCACGGCGUCUGACCUCGCCGUCUGGGGCUGAAACCCUGUCCCCAGAGUACCAUGGCCCAACAAGCUCGGAAUUUACGUUUACAGUGGCCAACGAGAGCUUUGGCGAUCUAGGCAUCGGCGGCACCACCGUCGGCAAUGAGAGCCCGAAAGAGGCCAUGAACCCGUCGUUCUCACUGCCAGUUAUGCCAGGGGGCCACACGGCAGAUAAGAAGUUGCUGGGACGACUGUUGACUCGAGACCCGCUAUGGACGAUCCAGCGAUCCGACGCAUUCAGGUGGAUGAAUAUCUACCACGACAGCCUCGGAGCCAUGUACCCAGUGGUCGAGAGCCAGCAUCUCGAGGCCAAGACGCAUAUGUUGUUCGAUGCCCUAGAAGCGAUCAAGGCGGGCAGAUAUCGGGACCAUUUCAGUCGAGCGCUGGAACUGCUAUACAGCGGCGCCAUCAACGAGGCGAAACUGCUCAUUGCCAUGGGAAGCAUCAUGGAACUGGGGGUCGGCAACAGCGAAAUGGCCGUCCAGCUCGUGCAGAGUGUGCUGGAUUCGUCGGAUGACUCAUUAAUGAACGCGGAAGGAAUCCACGGAGUUCAACUCCUCGUGCUUACCGCACUAUUCUACCUACACCUGGACGAAGAGCUCAAGGCGAGCAGGUACGUGUGCCUGGCGUCGCGAAGAUGUCUGGAGAUGGGACUCCACCGUCGCGAGACGCUGCUGAAGCAUUUUCCGGCCGAAGCGCCGCGAAAGGAGGCGCUGAGGUUCUUUUGGUCCGUCUUCAUGCUGGACAGGCGGUCGAGCCUCGGGCUGGGGGUGCCGUUCGUGAUCCAGGACAGUCUCGUCGACCCGAAACUGGUCGCCAUGCCAUUCGACCACCUCUACCUCCGGACCAUGAUCCCCUUUACCAAGCUGUCCGGCAAGGCGUGGCACAUGAGCAAUGUUUUCAGCAGCAAGGACCCAGAUGUGGUGCGCGACGAGGUCGAUUACCUCGACUACCAGCUUUUACAGUGGCAACGGCAGAUCCCAGAGUCCCUCCGAUAUUCUCCUGGAUCGUCUGGGCCUAGUAGUGAUGAGCAUGCGGACCCAUCCCGAGUCGCACACCCAACGGAUUCCACCCAAGAGAGAUUCCCCCAACGAUCAAAAUUCUUCCUCAGCGUCGCCCUCUGCGUGCGCGCGAACCAGCUACGGAACGUCAUCUACCGCCCGCUUCUGCAAUCGCCGUCGCGGAUCCAAAGCCACAGCGCCCAGGCGACGACGGCCUUCCUCGCGGCCCAGGACUCGCUGCGCGUGCUCGUGGAGCUCGAAACCUCAACGGACCUCCUGGAACGGCACACCGUCUUCUUCAAGCACUUCAUCGUCUCGGCGCUGGGCAACCUGCUCCUGCUCGCCGUCCACGCCGCGGCCGAGUACUGGGCCCGGAUCCGCGACACGUUCUACGCGGCGCUGGCGCUACUCAGAAGACUGAGCACGCGCUGUGGCCCCGUCAUGCGCGUGUGGGACCGUCUCAAAGGCCUUGAGGACUUGCACGACAAGAUUGCUGCACGUCGGCGUGAUGCUGGGAUGUCGGCGGCAGCGGUGGUCUGGGAUGGUGAUUCCGGCGGACUGCGAACCUCUGAGAAACCUAACGCGCGGAAUGACGAGUGGAGAGGUGGCCCUUUGGAUACGGAUCAGACCCUGGGCUCAGAGCAGCACGACGACGACGGCGGCGGCGGCGAGUACAUGUUGUUCGACUCGCAAAUCAGGGAUGAGUUCGCCGGCCUGUUUGAUUCCUCGCUGGACGUUGCGGACUUGUUCGAUUUUCCUGUCGAGUGA